Messenger RNA from Rubroshorea leprosula, 427 nucleotides. NCBI's taxonomy places the organism in Eukaryota, Viridiplantae, Streptophyta, Magnoliopsida, Malvales, Dipterocarpaceae. The record is from the annotation of a GenBank genome assembly.
AUGCUUCAUUACUUAAAAGUUAUUAACUGCUUGAAUGUAAUUGCAAAGUGUUGUUUUACUUUUAAACAGGAUAUACAGAUUCAAGGAGACGAUUUAGAUGAAGCUGAUUUGCUGCAGCAACCAUCACAAAGUUCAGGCCCCCAGAUUUAAUAAGUUACCCUACAAAAAACGAUUGAUUUUUCUGAUUCUAACGGCCAGUUCUGAGUCAACGUGAUUGAUUCUAGGGGGCCAUGUGUUUGUAACAUAAAUUUUUGUUUACCCUGGUCAAGUGCUAGGGUUCUGCAUUGAUCUGCACUACCUUCAACACAUUCACUCACCUAUUUCUCCUUAUCCAUGUAAAUUAGAUUUAACACGAUUCAAUGUUGACAUUUGAGUUGUUGUGUGGGAUCAUGUAUAUUUUAUUCCGACUUGUCCAAAUAAUCAAAUU